Hippocampus zosterae (dwarf seahorse) is the source of this 1348-nucleotide messenger RNA. RefSeq names its product N-acetyltransferase 8-like (gene aspnat). The coding region runs from base 323 to 1153 and encodes 276 amino acids. The transcript is spliced from 3 exons. Gene Ontology annotation, cellular component: mitochondrial membrane. Gene Ontology annotation, molecular function: L-aspartate N-acetyltransferase activity. The record is from RefSeq and is a predicted model, not a curated record. Lineage: Eukaryota; Metazoa; Chordata; Actinopteri; Syngnathiformes; Syngnathidae.
CUCUCCUCCUCCAUCAGCAUCUCACGGCUUCCACCAAUGGCGGCGACGAGCGGAGCUCCAUCCACACGCCCUGCCCCGCCUAUAAAUACAGCUGGUGGCAAAGCGGCGAGUCUUGGUCGCCAGAAUUGCUCAGGGUUGCAGCGGAACCCCCCCGCUCCCCCCCUCGCUCCUCCUCCUUCGUCUUCUUCCCAUCCAUCGUCUUUCCUUUUCUUUUUUUUUUUUUUUUUGCUUUUCGAUUCAUUUUGGAAGGAAAGGCUGCGCACGUACGCGUUGGGGGCUGGGAGGAGAGGGGUGUGGGGGGGUGUACUCGGCGGCCACUUGCAUGCAUUGUUCGUCUCUCAAAAUGGUUUGCGAGACUAAAAUAGUGGCGGACGAACACGAUGCUAUACCCGGGAGCAAAAAGGAGCCGAUGAUGUGGAGCGCCGCCUCGUCCGCGUCCGCGACCGGCGAGGCCAAGGAAGCGAGGCGGGACGCGGUGUUCAUCCGCGAGUUCGAGCGCGGCGACCAGGAGGAGGUGCGGCGCAUCUUUUACGAGGGCAUCAUGGAGAGGAUCCCCAACACGGCGUUUCGGGGGCUCGCCCAGCAACCCCGAGCGCAGUUUUGGUACGCGCUUCUCACAGUCAUGUGCUUUUUUGUGACCAAAUCGCUGGCGCUGACCUGCUGCGCGCCGCUGGCGCUUCUGGCCGCGCGCUACUACUACAGCGGGAAAGUCAUCCACAGUUACCUGGACCACGCCUUGCACACGGACAUGGCCGACAUCGAGGCUUAUUACAUGAAACCUGCAGGCUCCUGUUUCUGGGUAGCAGUGCUGGAAGGCCGCGUGGUGGGCAUCGUGGCGGCGCAAGGCCGCGAGGACGACAACGCGGUGGAGCUGCGCCGCAUGUCGGUGGAUUCCCGCUACCGCGGCAAAGGCAUCGCCAAGGCCCUGGGCCGCCGCGUUCUGGAGUUCGCCGUGCGCAACGACUACGCGGCGGUGGUCCUGGGCACCACGGCGGUCAAGAUGGCCGCUCACAAGCUGUACGAGUCGCUGGGUUUCCGCCGAACGGGCCAGAGCGAGGACUACAGGCUGCCCGGAACGAGCCGCUCGGCCGCCGAGCGGCUCUUCUUCCAGAUCCGGCACAGCAGGUACCGCCUGCAGCUCCGUGAGGAGUGAGAGGUAGCGCGAGACGGAAGAGAGAGCCACAGAGCGUCUCUGACAGUUUUGAUUUCUUUUGACAUCCGGUCAUUAUUUACUUUCAAGUCACUAACAAUUACUGCCGCUUGGUACUUUUGUUGUUGUUGCUUUUUGGAAUACCGUUUGACAUUUCCACUUUUUUUUUUCCUCUCCAUUUUUUGGGGGGGUGGGGGG